AUGCAGGUGAGCAAGCUCUUUGUUCAGGAGAUCGAUGCUGUUGCAAUAACGGUAGGCCCGGUGGUGCUGAGUUCGGACGCAGUUUCUUUUGUAAGCUGCAGGGUGGUUGCUUCCAUAGUUGAGGAUAAUCUCAGAAUUAGAGUCUUUCCUAUGGACGCAUGUUGCUAGGCUACCAUCGCUCAACUUCUGUAUCCUCACGUCCGGAAACGGCAAGCUGUCUCCAAUUGCCUCUUCGCGGGUAAACUGCUUGGCCGGGAAGACGUCAGUAAAUCUGUAAUGAAAAUUACAACUUGCAGCCUAGUUUACGAAGUACCGACCGAAAUUCCGAGAAAUUCUUUCGGUUGGAAGCAUCAGUUAGAUAGGAUUGUAAUUUUAAUUAUUGUACAGCAUAAUUCCCAUUAUAAACUAGCCUCAGGCGUAUGACUUUUUAAAUGCAUAUCUAUCCAAACGUCUGCAAAGAUCACACCCAAUAAAAAUGUCGCCUUUAUUACCAUGCAUUUUUUAUUGAUUUCCGAUGUCCUUAAAAAUUAAUGCAAUAUUUUAUAUGAGGCAUGCGUAAAAUGUCUUUUCUAGUGCAGGAAAUUGCACCGUCGUAAAGUUUCUAUCCGAAGAAGGGGAAUAAUCAUGUUUUAAAAAUGUCUGUUUAUGAAAUAUUUAGGGUCGCAAAGUGGCUGUUAAAAUGCUUCAUAGCUGACCGUUCGUUAAUGCCUCUCAUAAAGUAUGUGAUGUGUUCCUCAUCCGCCACGAAAUUUGGCGAGCCCCAUAAUGGAUUUUCUAAAUAACAGAAAAUCUUUCCCUAAACUGAACGUGUCUAGCUUGUGAUUUGAGAACCCCGAGCGUAAGUGUAGGAGAAGGUCUUAUUCAAAAUUAAAAGGAAAAAUUUCUAACAACUGUAAGACAAUAAUUCUUCAAGUGAAAGAUUUUAAGAACUUAUAAUUUUCUACAAUCGGAGUGCGAGGAAGGACGUUCGAUGUAUGCUUUCUACCAGCCACGCUCGGAUUCGGAAGAGCCUCGAAAAUUAGAGAAAGAACUCUUGUCAAAUAGGUAGUAAUUUCUGCUAAAUAUGAUUUUUGCAGGCAUUCAGAAGGCCGUAUAUCCAAAAGCUGAUAUCCUAACUUGGCUUGGCCAUACUAGAAUUAUGCUACGUAGUAAGCAGAAGUUUAAUGCCACCCAUGUAAUCCGAACUCACGUUUCGAAACUCCGAUUACUGUUUCAUAAGAUUCAGCAUCUAUUAUACACUUGGAAAACAAUAAAUACCAGAAAGUUGUAAAUGUUCAUCAAGUUUCAAUGUCUGUGCAAAGCAAAAAGUAAGUUAGUAAACCAACGUAUAAAUAUAACAUUUUUUGCCUGUAUUGUAAACAACUAUGCCUUUAAAUUAAAAAAUUGAAAUUAUGGGAUAUUUUAAUCCUCUAAUUUCCGUUCUGGCACGUGUGCGCACUUCUUGCUCUAAUUCAAUAACUCAAUAUUGCUAGGGCUGUAAGCCUCUUCACACAAACUCUCCCAUUUGAGGCCAGUCAAAAAACGUCUACUGAUUUAUUAUGCGUUUCGGCACAUAUGCAUCAUCAGCGAGAUCGGUUUCAACUCCACCAUUUUGCUUUCUUCCCUGGCGCUCUUCACGCAGUAUGUCCGUACACCGAAGGUGCCCAACGAGCAGCAGUUUAUGCGGCUCUUUUCCUCCAUAUGGCGUCUUUCACCUCCAACACUGGUGAUCAGUGUCCACGGGUCCUUUGCCACCCUGAAGAAACGCUUCUGCUCCACUCUCAAGAAGGGUCUUUGGAAGACGAUGGAGAGCGCUGGUGGGUGCCUUGAUCCUUUAUUUUUGUCCACUUUCUACCCCUUCCCCCGCCCAUUUACACUCUCUUGAAAUAUGACCUUAUGAGAAGUUAGUGUCGUCCUCUAGCGGCUGUACAGUAGACACCAAAUCUAAUUAAGGCAGCAUGUAGAUGCCUUCAUGCUCAGGUCUCGUAGCCGACGCUUUCAGGAUAUUAAAGUAGUGAAUGGUUUCAAAGUGAACUACAGUGGACUGGUCAGCUGCUUAACCGAAAUAAAAUUUAUAUCAUAGAAACGGAACACGUAUAUUCCGCCAACUUUACUCCGCUAUGACGGGCUACCAUUCGGCUUACUUCGCUUACGAUGGGCCCAAGUCAUGUGGGCUACAUACAGUGAGUGACCGAUCUCAUGAAAUGUUGGCUGAAAUUCUGAAAUGCGUUUUCGACUAGGAAGGAUUACUUAGGCGUGGUUGUAAUACUGCUUACCUUGCGGCAUAAUCUUAUAAAAUUUCGGACUUGGCAGGAUGUCAGCAUUUGAAUACACUUCUUUUUAGUCUCCUGUAGAAAACAUGCUCGGUAAAAAAUGACUUCUUACGAAUCAUGCAUUUUUUCCAUUGAUUUUCGAUGGUCUUACAAAUUCAAAUAUAUUUAAUAGAAACCAUAAACAAUAAUAUGUUUUCUUUCAGUCGUUUGAUAGAGGAUCACGUCUUCUUAAUAUUUUAUACUCGAUGAAGGAGUAUAAUUAGGUUUCAAAAAAGUUUUAUAAUUCCCCAGAUAUUUGGAGCCUGAUCGGUCGUUGUAUUGGCGCUUAGUGAUUUCAGUCUGCAAGGUGCAUGCGUUCCACGUAAAGAAAAUCACAUAUUCUUUUGUGCCAUUAAAACGAUAUCAUACAGAGUCCAUAAAAUUUCGCUAUGGAUGCGGACUAUGUCCUAAAUUCCAUUAUGAGCAGUGGUAAACGUCCAGGUACGAUGCUCAAUGAAUGGAAUUGCGCGGUCUUAAAAAAUCUCAUAAUUGGAAACUUUCUAAAACCUAACUAUACUCCUUCUUCGAGUAUAAAAUAUUAAGAAGACGUGAUCCUCUAUCAAACGACUGAAAGAAAACAUAUUAUUGUUUAUGGUUUCUAUUAAAUAUAUUUGAAUUUGUAAGACCAUCGAAAAUCAAUGGAAAAAAUGCAUGAUUCGUAAGAAGUCAUUUUUUACCGAGCAUGUUUUCUACAGGAGACUAAAAAGAAGUGUAUUCAAAUGCUGACAUCCUGCCAAGUCCGAAAUUUUAUAAGAUUAUGCCGCAAGGUAAGCAGUAUUACAACCACGCCUAAGUAAUCCUUCCUAGUCGAAAACGCAUUUCAGAAUUUCAGCCAACAUUUCAUGAGAUCGGUCACUCACUGUAGGUCUUUGGCAGGCGUGACACUUCACCUGUUCAGAAGAACAGGCCCGUAAGAGUCUGGUGGUGGUAGUGGUGGUCUCAGGUCUCCCGGCGGGCUAGUUUGACGACUUAGGGUGGCAAAAAACAAGGUUGGUUUAUCUGGCGGUUGGGACAUAAUUAAUGACUUGCUGAUUGACCCGACUUAACGUAGAUUGGUCUGGUCGCCACCCCACAAGACUCGCCUGCACACAAUCUACAUGCAUGUUUAACACUAGUUUGUAUUCAGCCGGGAGUCUAAAAUGCAGACUGGUCUCUAAAAGCCACAAAACAGACUUAAAAGUGCAAGUUAUGGGAUCUAUUGGCGAAAACAGCUUUCACGGUGACCAUGUUAAGAUAAGGCAUUGUAAACAGACUCUUCGUCAGGAAGAUGAAUUACGAUAGACGUGCUACCUCAUUAAAAGUUAGCCGAAACUUUGAAAUAAGUUUUCGAUUCGAUGGAAGUACUUAAGCAAGCCUUAGUGUUGUUUUCGUGCGACAUAAUCUUAGGGUGUUUCAGUCAUACCAGGCUGCCGGCCUUCGAAUAAGCUUUUUCGAACGUCUUCAAAAACUACGCCCUGCAUAAAUGACUACUUAAGUGGCAUGCAUUUAAGGAUUUCCUUUUGAUUUUCUUAUAAAUUCAAAUACAAUAUGUAAUAAACAACCAUGAAAACUUCUUUAUUGCAUAUAUUUGGUAACAAAUUACGUCCUCUUUAAAUUUUCUACGUGUAAAGAGAGUAUCUUUUGGUUUAAAGAAGUAACUGAUCAUGAGAUUUUAAGACUGUGAAAUGCCCAUUCAUAAAAUCUCGCAUCAGCCCACUUAUUAAUGUUACUUAUUAAGUAUAUAAUCUGGUCCACAUCACUUACACAAUUUUAUCAGUUCUAUAGGACAUCUUCUUAACAUUAUAGAGAAAUGUGUGAUAUUCCCUUGACAGGAUAUACAUAGCAUAGGAACUCUGAAUGCAGGUAUAGGGGUACAAUAGGCGAAAAGUUAUUCGAAAAUUGAAAAGUUUUCUUUAAACCUAAAGUUGUUCUCUCUUUAAGAAGAAAGUUUUGAGAAGACGUAAGUUGUCACCAGAUGAGUGCAAGAAACAAUUUUCGUGCAUUUUUUCGUAUAUAAUGUAUUGGAAUUUACAAAGACAUCGGAAAUCAGUGGGGAAAUGGAUUCCACUUAAGUUAUCAUUUUACAAAGUCUGGUUUUUGCAUACGAUUGAAUUCAAGCUCAUUUAAAACCGGCAUCCUGAUGUGACUGAAGUAUUUUAGGAUAAUGUUGCAUGAUAAUUAACAUUAUAAGCCUACCUAAGUAAUCUUUUCAAAUCACAAACAUACUUCGACAUUUCAUGAAAUAGCACAUCUGCUGCAGUUAUUCUCUCAAUUGGCAGUACGGGGAAAGUUUUAAGAGUCUUCAGUGUGACUUGGUGAUACUCCAAAGCCCGAGUUCCCAGUUUUGUUAUCCACAAGUAGCAAAUCAAACCUAAAGUGAUUUUAGAAUCAUUCGGGAUCAGUAUCCGACGUGAUGUGAAGCUUCUGUCUCCCAAGCCUGCCACACGCAUGCUGAUUGUUAUAGGUAAACGAACCGAUAUCAUUACACUUAGACCUUGCCUAGGUGAGAGACGGAUCAGAGAGAAACCGGGUUUUCUCGACAAUCGGUGUUCUACCAAGCUACGACCUUAAGUGCUUCGUGAUGGUCCAAAUGUAUUUUGGAUUUGUUAGAUUAAAGAAACCUAUAAAUCGACUGGAAUUUGGAUUGAUGUUACUUGCCCCGUCUCCCCAUCAUGCAUCGGUGGCAACUCCCGGUCAAAUGGUACCCAAGCGUUACCUGGGCGGGAUUUUGUCCAUAAUGAAUCAUAACUGCAGGGCCUCCGCCUCACUGUCCUCAUCAUCAUCCACCGCCUCAUGAAGGUAUGACAGGACACGGACUACUGGAGGGGGCUGGCGCAAUUACAGACAUAGUCAAACAGCCCAUCUACACGGGCCACACACGACCCACGCUAAGCCCACUCGCACAUUGGGCUUCGGUAAGUUGGUCCCGAAUCCCCGUAAGUGAGAGGGCCGUAACGGCAACGUUAAAAUGCCGUCGUUGCAGCCGCACCCGCACCCGAGUCAUCCUGCCAGUUUACAAACUUCGAAGCUGCGACUGAUAGCGCCCAAAUUUAUUCUACUGGUCUCAAAUUCCACGUAAGUGAGUGCGCCGUAACGGCAACGUUAGGGGGGCGGUCAUCGCAGCCGGUUUCUUGGUCCUACGUAGAAUCGACUUACCCUGCCAGUUGACACACUCCCAAGCCGCGACAGAUAGCCCACUGCGACAGGUUCAAGCACGCAAAUUUAUCCUAGUGAGGAGUGCUCUGAUGUGCCGUGAGGAUGGGUUCGCCAGUGUUAGUCCCACCCUCACCUUUUCAGUAGACAAGCAAUGAAAUUGGGCCCAGCAGCCGUCUAAUGCAUGCCACAGACAAGUCAGAAUCUUGCAGAAGUUGAAUUAGCACAAUGGCCACACUACGAAGGAGCUACUGAAGUUUGGUCUUCAGCCAGGAGGCAAACCGGGUUGUCCUAUCAGGUGGCAGCCUUCCCGGCGCCACCUGGCGCCUUAAAGUGCCCCAUAUCUGUUGUCUUGAGGAAACAAUGGGCUGGGUGGAUCUCGCUUCCGCCUCUUGGUCUCUCCAUCCAUAGUCUUCCGGUGUCGAGCCAAAGUUCAUUUGGUUGGAGAUGAGAUGAGAUGCGGCGACUCAUGUGGUAUUGGGUACGAUAUACUUGUUUGAUUCAUUACCCCUUGUUUUUGUCCGAAACAACACUUUUGCUAGUUGCGGUGCCCGGAAACUGUGUACUCUCACACACCAAAUAGAUGCAGAACACGAAUGAAGGCUAAAUUCGAGUUCCAAGUGCAUGUCUAAGUGAAGACGAAGAGGGGUCGAGCACCAGAACAUUUUGUUUAUUGUCCUGAGCUGUGUGAUGACGCUCUUUAAACGGAUGCAAACUCACUGAGCAAACUGGAGGGCAGAGCACGUGAGGCCCGUUAUCUCCGCGACCAGUUUGUGCAAAAUGGCUUUUUGAGGGCAUUCAUAAGUCCCUGCCUACGCGGUCGCCCCCAAAGAACUCGAACAUCAACACCACCAACGAUAUGACAUUCUCUGCCAUGCAUCAAGGGUCUUUCAGAAGCAACCGAGCGCAUUGCUGUGGAGCUAGGUGUUGGAAUUGCACACCACCCCAAAGCCACCAUGCGCAAUAGGGUCAUGAAAAUUAAAGACCGGUUGAGGCCUGAGGAGCGAUCUGGAGUAGUGUAUCGCAUUUCGUGUCAAAACUGCACUUGUAACUACACAGGCCGGACUGGACGCAUGCUCGGAUCGCGCAUACACUAACAUAAGCUGCCUGUGCGACGAGGCGACGCACUAUCACAAGUGGCCGCCCACACCUACGAAAUGGGUCAUGAGUCUAACUUCGCAGCCGCCAAGACAAUCGUCCCCGUCGGAAACAAAACAGGCGGAGAAUUGAUUGGAGCCUAGGCCUCGGAUGAGAACUCAGUCAAUCGAUUUAUCGAUUUGGCGCCUGUGUACAGAGCCCUGCGUAGUCGCCUCCAGUCUUGCGCCGUCGGUCGAUGAUUGGCCUACAUGCCUUAUAACUGUCGCUUGUUCUGUUGCUGUUACUACCUCUGAUGAUGGACCUCUGUACGAGUCUGAAAGCUCAGGACAAUAAACGAAGUGUUCCGGUGCUCGACUCCUCUUCUUCUUCUUUACAUAUGUAGAACGUACUUUGGUUUAUUAUUCAUAUAAAACCUUCAGUACUUUUAUUUGUCUGCCAUUUGUUACAGGAUGUGGGCUUGUAAACCUGAGUUUACCAAGGACUGAUGCGAUCUUUACCCGUAGCGAUUGUGCGACCGAAGAAAAAAAUGUUAGUUGCCUGGAGCUUGAGUCUACCUGGCGUCUGCUAUUCUCUUAGGACAGCCUUUUGAUCCUCGACUUCGGCCAUGAAGCAGCAUUGUAGAAAAUGUAAUUUUAAAUUUGGCAGAUGUUCCCAGUUACUACUUCUUGCCGAAUUCCUAGAGUCUUUCGGCAAACAAUGAUCCUCUACGUUAUUCAAGAGGAUUGUGAUGAAAUGGUGUCCGGUAGGCCAGAUGACGAGGACGGAAUUUUACCAGAUGUCGAGCUUAAGAGGGAGCCAUUCCAUUCCAAUCCCAGUGGACGCCUAACCCUUACCAGUGGUGCAAAGGCCACACCGAGCUGUUUGGUCGUGACAGUGGAUCCGGCGGUGUUCUUACAGACCUGCCAUCGCAUCCGCUCUCAUCUUCAUUAUUCCUGAUUAGGUUUUGCCACUGAAAUACAAGGGGCAUAAAGUCAGUGACCAAUCUCAUAGACUGUAAACCAGGGUUAACAAAUGCUUCCUCAAUUAGGAAGGAUUACUUAGAUGGGAUUGUAGUAACGUAAUCUCAUGACAUUUCACGCAUGCCAAGAUGCUAGUUUUCGACCGUGCCUCAUUCCUGCCGCCUGAAAAACCGCGCUCGGUAAGAAAUGACUAAAUGUGCAGCAUGCUUUUUUUCUGUCUAUUUCCGACGCAAAUUGAAACGCUUACUUAGAUUAAAAUGCGUCUAAACGCGUUGUAAGAGACCUGAGGAAGCACCAAAUAGAAGUGGCGCACAAGCCGACGACUUCGCUGCGCAAUCGGCCUAUACACCCUAAGGAUAGGGUUGUCUACUUGGGUAAAAAAGAAAUAGUUUAUAAGAUUCCAUGCGGCGCUUGUAAUGCAGUAUAUUUUUGGUCAAACCGGGAAAUCCGCCUUCACACGCCUACAUGAACACCAGUUGGCAGUAAAGAGGAAGGAUCUAUUAUCCCAAGUCACCAAGCAUACUUUAGAAACUGGACAUAAAUUUGCUUGAGAUAAAACGUGCAUUGUCGGUUCCUUUCCAUAUAAGAAAGGCCGAGAAUUUCUAAAGGCCACUGACUCUGAUGAUUCACGCAUUGAUCUUGACGCCACAAAUCUCAAAGAAAAAUGAAAAAGGUGAUACCCAAUCAAAAGGUGACGUCAGCCCAGAGCAUCGACCCCAUUCUCAGCACCAAAAAAGCAAUAUCGAUUUUUCGGACAUGUCCAAAUUUUAACUGCUUUCUACACUUUUUACACGUCUGACGACGACCUGGGGGACCAGCGGCGAAAAAUUAACAAACUAAAGCUUGCUCUCAUCCCCAUAGGUCUCAUUUUUAUUUGAAAUACAUAAAUAAAUGCGAAUAUAGCCCGUAGAUAAACGAACAAAUAUAUCCUUCCUUGCAUUCAUUUGGUAGCACGUCACGUCUUCUCUAAAUUUCAUACUAAAAGAAAAGGUGUCUUUUGGUUUCAAAAAGCGUUUUUCCAUUCCCGAAUAAUUUUAAGGCUUUAUCGGCCGUCCCAUCUGGGUUCAAGUUUUACAGUCUCCAAGCUGCAUACUUUCCGUGUAAGAAAAAUAUGCAUUCCCUUAAGCCAUUUAGCUUAUACCAAAUGGGGUUCAUAAAAACAGCAACUUAUAUGGACCAUGUUGCAUACUGAAUGAAGAGCUUAAUUAAACAGACAGAUACGAUGUUGAUUUAAACGGACAUUUUACAGUCUAAAAAAUCCUAUAACCAGUAAACUUUCUGAAAACCGAAAGAGGCCUUUUCUUUUAGCAUAAACUUUGAAGAAGACUUGAUUUUGUACUAAAUGAAUUCAAGGAAGAAUAUUUCUGGGCACUUCUUCUUCAAAAUAUAUUUGGGUUUGUAUGGGCAUCGGAAAUCGACAGAAAAACGGCAUCAUAUUUAUGUAGCCAUUUUUUGUCGAGUACGGCUCGUUAGAUAACCGUACAGAAAUGUAUUUAAAAGCCAACAUCUUGUCAUGUCCGGAAUAUCAUGGGAUUAUGCCGAAGGCAAAUCAGUAUUGCAGUCUCGCUCACACAAUCCUUUCUAACAGCAAACAACUUUCAGGAUCUCAAUAAACAUUUCCUGAAAUCGGUUACUGACUGUAGGCGAGGGGGUGAGGUUGGCGCGGCGCAAGCCUCCCACAUUUGCAUAUAGGUUAACCCCGAUCCCCCAAAAUAGUAGUACUUAAAAUCUUGUUAAGUAUGAAAGAUUGCACAAAAAUUCGUUAGGUUCUCCUUGCUGUUAUGCUAAAAUAUCUUGCAUUUAAGCAUUACAUUCUAAACUUUUCUGGGUGCGUUUGCGACAAAAUUCAGCAGAAUUGUCUAUUUUUGCAGCCUGCUGGGUCAUCGGCGACGGUUUGGAUCGGGGUAUCGGAAAGAUCGCCGGGGAGGCUGUGAAUGAAUACAUCGAGGCCUACGGCGGCGACCGCAUUUUGGCCGUCAGCGUCACCCCCAUGAGCGUUCUCAAGCAUCGAAACCUCUUCAACACUCGAAUGGUGAGUUAUCGCGGUUAAAUUGGUGCAGUUUUUAGGUCACAAAUUAAUAAGGCAGCAGGCUCUGGUUAUUCUGACCAGUGCCCCGGCACAGAUGACUGACAACGGCUAGUAAGCCUGAAAAGGUCACUCCAGUCUCGCUUGUCUCUGUCAUUAAUCCCUUCCAGGCUGGCAUUUCUGGUGGCUAUGCGACUGCUUGUGAGGACUCUUGAUUGCUUCCCAAUGCGCAAUGAGACGUAUUCGAUGCGCGUCUCGGUAGCGGGAAUACCUGGGUGGUCGUGUCGCUCCAGAAGCAAAUCACCUACUCAUGUGGAUCCGCAGGGUUUCGAAACUCUCCAGAAUUCUGAUCCCGAGGACGUUCAUUGCGGUUUAAAAGGCACGAGGAAGCGAGUUCGUCGACAAACCCCACCGAAACAGUCGCCUCCAGGCCAACAGGAUUAUCCCCUGAACCGAAGAGCUGUUUGACAACAAAAAAACUGAACCGCUGUGGUUAUCCAGCGUAAUGAAUCAGUUAAUCAACUCUGCAAUAACGCGAGUGGUGCCAAUAUUCACGCCCACGUCGUUUCCAUUGAACAGCUGACUGACCACCACAUUUAAAACAGACAUAGACAGCAGAAUUUAUUGGAAACAGUAAAUUUCGCGACGGCUUCUCAACUGCAGCCUGUUGUUGCAUAACACAGAUAACAAGUGAGAAAGGUACAGAGGUUUGAAUUUCGACAGAGAAAAUCAAUGUAAAACAGCAAGGUCAACGUAUACAGCGCGUAGACGUAUCAAUAAAAUGGUAACUUCAAAAUGCAACAUAGGAAAGAAAAUGGGAAAGUAAACUUGCCGAGGAAUUUCGAAAAUCAAAAGAGGGCUCAGAUCUACCAGGGCAAGCGGAGGUUGAUCACGUGGUCUAACUGUUUACAUAGGUCGGGUUUCUCCCGCCAUAUGUAGGCUGCCUCCAGGUAACGCAAUAACCGAGUAGUUCGUGCUGGGACUAAUACUAGAAAAGAUGUUUUGGGGUCAACCGAAUGGCCACUAUCAAGGAGAUGUUUUGUAAUAGAAGACCGUGGAAUCUUAUUCUCCUGUUUUAGAAGCCAUUUAGGCAGGUGCUAAACUGCCCUGGAUGCCAGUUGCCCUUGCGUUUGCCCAAUCUACUUGCAUCCACAAGCGGCAAUUGAGAUGCGCUAUUGAAAGAACUUACAACCCAGCUGAACUCAUAUUCUGCAGCCCUAAUAAGGCUAUCGAAGUUCCACGGGCGAAGGAUGCCUUGCCAUUGCACGCCACGUCAAAUUGUGUUUGCGAAUUUACGUGCACUUGUGGAUGCAAGUAGAUUGGGCAAACGCAAGGGCGACUGGCAUCCAGGGCAGUUUAGCACCUGCCUAAAUGGCUUCUAAAACAGGAGAAUAAGAUUCCACGGUCUUCUAUUACAAAACAUCUCCUUGAUAGUGGCCAUUCGGUUGACCCCAAAACGUCUUUUCUAGUAUUAGUUCCAGCACGAACUACUCGGUUAUUGCGUUACCUGGAGGCAGCCUACAUAUGGCGGGAGAAACCCGACCUAUGUAAACAGUUAGACCACGUGGUCAACCUCAGCUUGCCCUAGUAGACCUGAGCCCCCUUUUGAUUUUCGAAAUCCCUCGGCACGUUUACUUUCCCAUUUUCUUUCCUAUGUUGCAUUUUGAAGUUACCAUUUUAUUGAUAAGUCUACGCGCUGUAUACGUUGACCUUGCUGUUUUACAUUGAUUUUCUCUGUCGAAAUUUAAACCUCUGUACCUUUCUCACUUGUUAUCUGUGUUAUGCAACGACAGGCUGCAGUUGAGAAGCCGUCGCGAAAUUUACUGUUUCCAAUAAAUUCUGCUGUCUAUGUCUGCUUUAAAUUCAUUCCGGGGAAAUAUUGCUUCAUGAUGACCACAUUGUCAAGAAUACAUUUUACACGGGCUGACCAAGCUGUGGCCUGAGGUAAUUGAGCUAGGUCGAGGGACGUGUCUUGAUGGUCGUUUGUCCACAAGGCUGCCAGAUGGCAUUUCUAUGUGCGAAUAGUGGGGAGACGUAUCCCUGAGCUUACAGAUGCGCAAGCAUCUUGGGUUGAUCAGUGGUGACGCUCCCGUAGGGGCUAGGAGGUAGUGUAGUAUCUCAGUAAUAUAAAAUCGUCCGGGGAUGGCACAGCCCGCCGACGGUUUUAUAGGCUAAUGGUGGCAUGAAGGCGCAGCGAAACUUCCAGAACAAUGUGCAUGCUCUAGGGGCUCCAGACGAUUUAAUCCGACGGGGCGGGGUUUCAUUGGCGGCCAUAGAGUAAUUUUCCCAAGGCUCUAGUGGAUCAUAGCAUGCAUUUUGGGACAUGAGUUACUAAAAACAGAUGAUCUCCGUGUGUUCUCUCAACUUCUGUCACGUACAUCAUCAAAAAGAUGAAAAGGUACAAGGCGGAUCUUGGCUCCGCCGAAUGAAUAAUAAACAAUGAAAAGGGCGAUUUCGGGUGGUUCGGGGUAGACAUGCACCGGGGUCGACCUCCUUCAGGCUGAUGCUGCUGAAGUUGACCUCCUCCAGGUAAACGUCCUUCCCAUUACGAAGAUACUGCUCGAGAUUUCCCGAAUCUCCAGAAGUUAGAAGUUCGCCAUCCUGAAAAGUUUUCCAAGUUAUAAUGCAGCGAAACUAAUACAACAGAUAUAUUGCGCAACAUAGUAGAAUGAUCGGAGGCAUGAUGGGAUAUUUUAAGUGAGUAUUUACAUAAAUAUUCUCUUUCGGUUUAUUCCUCGAAAAAUUUCGUAGAACAAGUAAACGGCGGUAGGGGGCGCUCACCGAUAGUUCUUACGGAACUCAUUCGUUCCGUUAUGCCCUACGGGCUCUUUCUCCAGCCCAACCAGCAGCCGCACAGCGGCGCAUGAUAUAGGCGGAAUGCUAUUACCGACAAGGACAAGGGAGACUGGAAUGGUCAUUUCUGGUUUAUUAGUCGUCGUCAGCUAGUCAUACAAGACGAGUGAGUUCCGUAAAAACGAUCGGUGAGCGCCCAUCUAUUAUUGUACAUUCCAAUCGCAACCGACUGGACAACGAGCCCGUGACUCAGUGGUUAGAGGUGUGGGACUUCAAACUAACAGGCCGCGGGGUUGAUCUCCAGAUGUUCCUUCCUCCGAGUAUAAAAUUGGAAAAAGACGUAAUUUUUUACCGAAUGAGCAAAACAAUGAAUAUUUAAUGCAUGUUUUCCAUGGAAUAUAAUCAAAUGUUUAAGAGCAUCAAAAAUCAGUGCUGAAAAUGCAUGCUAUUUAAGUAAUUAUUUUUUGCAGAGUAUGGUUUCUGCAUGUAGCUGAAAAGAAGUUCGUUCGAAAGCCGGCAACCUGAGGUGACUGAAAUAUUACAGAUCUAUACUGCGUGAUGAUUAGUUUUACAAUCCUACUAUAUUAAUUUUUUCGAAACGAAAAUGCAUUUCGAAAUUUCCGUUGACAUUUCAUGGGUUAUCCCACCUACUGUAUGUCAAUUUUUGCUGUCUCGGGCUUGCGCAAAAAACUCUGUAACCAUUUACCUUUGCGUGUCACUAGUCGUUAAAAAUCCCUAGUAAUUUCCGUUUGCAGCAGUUGGUCCAGUACCCCAGUGAUGCAGAAGAAGAUGAGGAUGAGGAACAGGAGGAUCAGGAGCAGGUGCAGGAGCAGGGAGUCGAAGCAGGAGAACCUGAAUAUCACUCUUCUCAAGUCAGACCUCGCUCUCUGGGGGCCCAGAAUCUGCAACUUGACAAGAACUACAACUACCUGAUCCUGCUCGCCAGCAGUCCGGUCACGUCUCCUGAUUGGCAGUUCUAUCAAAACGACCUCAUGCGAACGCGAGUCACCUUGGAACGGACAAUUUCAGUCUGGAGGGCUGUAAGCACACAAUUACAAUUUGAAGAAUUAUUGCGGUUACGAUUGCUCUUGUGUUUCGAUUGUUUUGGAAGCGAAGCAGCUUUUUGUUACUGAUAAAUGGGCGCCAGAUUGGUAGUGACCUCAGCUCCGUGUUCUUCUGUCCGCAUUUGAGUGAAUCUCAAAUCCACCCUCUCUCCUCAUUGGCCGUUGUGCUGCAAAUAACUGAGUCCGUCUUCUUGGGAUUACAGGCAUGCUAAGUCGUUCGGUUAAUCAGCGCUCUUCUUUGCCAGAUCAGAUUUCAACCAGAUGAGAUCUUCAUCAAGUUGCACUUGAAGGUAUUCCAGUCAGCCCCAGGCACUGUGGCAGUGAGACAGGCUGAUCUAAAGUGGGUAAAAAAUGCUCGCUGGCGGCUUACGCUAAAGUACCGUGGGGGUUAGUGUUGGGGCAAGGAUUAGGGUUAAAUUCAAGAAAUGGGAAAAGACGCUCUCUAAAAUUUGACCCACAGCAGCACCCGCAGCAUGAGGGUUCUUGCACCCGUGUCCGGGAAAGUGUCUCGCAAAUAGUUUGGGUGGCUGAGGGACCCGACCAGCGCUCAGAAUAAGUUAACGUCCAAGGGGCUCUCCUUCAGUCUCCGAUUCACAGAUGGAUCACCAUUGAAAUUGUUUGAUGCAUUACCUGAAUCACCUAGAAGCAUCGAAUGACGCUUUCGAUUAAAAGAGGAAAUUUAUAAACUGCCUAUAGCUUGGUGUAUUUUUGUGAAGUCACGGUUAUUCUGUCAAGGAAACUGACUUUCAAGCGGUCUGCAAUGCAUGCAUUUAUUUUACAUGUGACUGCUUCCCGGCAACAAGUAAGUCAUUUCUCCAUGGUGUCAAGUCUCGGUUGACUUAGUGCUCAGCUGGAAGUUCGUGGAUGUAUCGUUUUUAGGAGGGGACAGUUUAGCUGCGUCUUUGCCAACAGAGAGUCAAGAGCACCCUGUAGCAUUAUCGCCAUCGUUAGUGGACAUAAGUGCUAGUGAGAAACUGCAUGGAAAUUUAAGCUAAGGCAGCCCACGCCAGAGACGCGGGUAUAUGAAACAGCUGUUCUAUGUUCACUAAAAAUAUGCCAUCCGGGCAAAUUCUUCUACAGUAGGUGACCUACGUCAUACAGUAUGCCUAAUAUGAUGAAAAGUACUUAGUCAGUCUAGAACCAGCCCAAGCGCAGCCACCAAACACCAAACUAAUGAUGGACGUUCUCCAGUUAGAUAAAAACACAAAAUAAGUACUUCAAGCAUUAUUUCGUUUAUUAGAAAUAACAAUUGUCUCAAGAAAAGCGCAAAUGCCGAAACGCGAUAAGUUGUGUCACGUGAAUAAACUCGAAUUUCGGAAGUACUCGGGGCUUUUCCAGGCAACUGACGGAUUAAGCUAAAUGGCAUACAAGUAGUAGCGUUUGAAAAAAACUGCUCUUACCUCCAUUUUCGGUGAAUAUCCUCCAAGUUUUAGUGUUCUCCGAAUCCUGCGUAAUGGUAGAGGGGCGCUCACCGAUCGUUUUUCCACGGAACUCACUCGUUCCGUUGUGUCUUUGGGCUUUCUCUCUCUCGCGCUCGAGUCCAACCAGCAGCCGCACAGGGGCACAUGAUAUAUAGGCAGAAUUCUAUUGCCGACAAAGACAAGGGAGACUGGAAUGGCCAUUUCUGGCUUAUUAGCCGUCGUCAGCCAGCCAUACCCAAGCCCGAAGUGUGGAACACCCGAGCCUCGAACUCGCGACCUGUUAGUUAGAAGUCCACGCCACUAACCGCUGGGCCACGAGCCCGUUGCCCGCUGUGCUGCUGCUGGUUGGGCUUGGAGAGAGCCCGUAAGGCACAAAGGAAUGAAUGAGUUCCGUAAGAACGAUCGCUGAGCGCCCCCUAUCAUUAAAUUCUGCAUGUUCCGUCGCUUUUGCUCUUUUUAAAAUCUGCAGUCUGCAAAUACGUUAAAGAGGUUUCUAGAAUGGCGUAACCGACAGAGACAAGACAUUCUGCCUAUAUCAUGCGCCGCUGUGCGGAUGCUGGUGGGGUUCGAGAGAGAGCCCGUAAUGCACAACGGGACGAGUGAGUUCCAUAACACGACCGGUAAGCGUCCCUCUACCACUGUUCAUUCCCGAUCACAACCGACGGGACAACGAGCCCGUGGCUCAGUGGUUAGAGGCGUUGGGCUUCUAAUCAAGAGGUCGCGGGAUCGAGCCCCAGGUGUUCCACAACUCGGGAUUGGGUAUGACUGCCUGACGAAGGCUUAUAGGCCGGAAAUUGCCACUCCAGUCUUCCUCGUCUUUGUUGGUAAUUCCGUUCUGUCAAAUGUGUAAUGUCUGACCAUAUUUUUUAAAGUCAUGUUGCGAGGAAUCAACGUAAUUUUUUUACUCCUGCAUUUUUCAUGACUCUGAUGAUUAAGCAAAAGAGGGUUAGCUUGAUUUUUUUAAUGAAGACGUCACAGUAACAAAAGUUUCCAUAAGGUCACACGUUGACAGGACGGUCAGUUGAAACAAAAUUAGUACACGCAAUUACAAUCAUACCGUUUUGUUUGUACCAAGAGGACUUUUCUUUUGUAAAAUUAUCGCAUGACUUUUGGUGACGGUGGAGUCCUCUGAAAACGUCAGUGAGUAUGUUACGGUUUUCAGUGUUGUCGAUUGGCUGGACAAAAAGAUAGGAUCUAUAAAAAGUUUUUAUCAAAGCCUUCAAAAUAAGAUAUCCCUUGAAGUCAGCUACCACAGUAGUGUUCUUAAGCAUUGUAUUUUAUGGAGCGUCGUAUCUAAAAAUUCAUUUAAACACGAAACCUCAUUGUCAAACCGGACUGUAGACUUAAUCUUAACCCUCAGAUCCCUCCGAAUUUCCGAACGUCAAUCCUAAAUCCAGGUGCAGUCGUAACUUCUAACCCUAACCCACAGUUUAACCCUUAACCUUGUCCUAAGGCGCAGCCUCGAUCUUAGCCGUGAAGUUAACCCUGGGCUUCAGGUCUUACCCUAAUUGAGACCCCUAAACCCAAAACAGUCCCGCGCUAACUCCAAGUAUUAAUUCUAGCUAUGACUCUAAUGACAGCAGUUAGCUAAACCAAAUUCUGGCCGUAAUCGUGUACCUACCACUAACGAUAUUUGCUCGUUUACUCUCCUGUUGUAGGUUAAUCCACUAAAUUACUACCGUCCCAAAGUGCGACAGUUCGAUGUAGUCGAGUAGCAAGCAGAAGCGAUUGAGUGCUACUCAAUGAGAAAACCAUUCGCAGGGGAAGCUUGUAGGCGUAAAUGUUGACGGCAAGUGGGCAUACAGGCUGGGUGGGUCCCAGCGGACGGAUGUGCACAAGCACGAAAUCCCUGAGAACUGACCGCAUAGUCACACAUUACUCACUUUCCAGUUUCCUAUCGAGACCAGCCGAGGGGGGGGGGGAAGGGGAGGACUGUGCUAUGGGAAUUUCCGCUCCAUCGUUUUAGUAACCCUGACAUUGAAUUACGAGUAGAUGAAACAUUUGUGAGUAUGCCUCAGCACAACGCGGGCUGGCGGAAGCGGCAGAACUGGGUCGUUUGGAGGUACGUCAGCCUUCACCGGCGUGCCAGUCUACAACGGAUAAGUGACGAGACGCGGUUUUGCUGGUAGCUGUUAUUAAUAACGGGUCGGCCUGUCACGGCAGACAGAGCGUAGCCACUACGACCUUCAGGUUCGGUCCAGAAUAGAAUGAGGUGUUGAGCACCUGUUGAGAGGAUGCUGUAUUCUGUACAGAAAGAGUAGAUGACCGGUUGGAAUAAGUUGACCGUCGGAUGAGAGAACACGUCCGGUGUCAUAGAGCGGUGUUUCGAAUGAGUAGGGAAGGCGUCGCAGCGCCUUAAGCGAGAGCAAUAUCCAGUCGGCCUUGAAGAUAAUUGGCUGCUUCGGACAGCUGUGAUUGGUCGAGAGUCAGAAUGCUACUGGUGGUGCACACAUGCAAGUACUCGUGAGAGGCAGAGCAUUGCAGCAAGGGACCGGAGUAGGGCCAGUACAGUCCCUGGGAAUUCAUAGUUACGAAUUAAUGUAAGGCGAAUCGCCCCCCCCCCCCUCCCCUACACAGGUGCCUGUGAGCGCGUCUGGAUGAAGACCAGUAUCAUCUACGAUAAAAACUGAUCAUGUGACCUGUGUGUCGCGCACAGAAUACUUUGUAGAUCAUGUCGUCUAAGUCUACCCCGCUGAAGCCUUACACAGCUGCCUGAGGCGAAGCGGUCUUCCCAUAUCACACCAAAUAUUCAACGGACGCCUUUUUUGAAGAAUGAGACACGAUCGCUGGGACAAGAGCUUUAUUAGCCUGACGUUUAGGAUUCCUGUUCGAACCCAUCAUUAGAGACAAAGCAGAUACGGGUGGCUCAUGCACAAGGGGCUGCAAUAUUUAUAGGAUGCAGUCGUCAUGCUACCGCAUACCUAUGAAUGUUCACGGCUCCCCCCCCCCUCAUCAGAGAUCGUUGCACGUGGUGUGAUGACUGUUUGAAGGCCGACAUUUGCGUCGUUAAUUGCUGCAAUUUCAUCACGUGCGUUGGCUGCUGGUGUGCUGAUUGCUCGACCAUCGGACCCACCGACCCUGAUGUUGGGAACAGAGCUCACCUGUGCACUCCCCGAGUGGCCAAUUAUUCCGCCUAGCCGAAGUCUCAGUACUGAAUAUGGAGUGUAGAUGUCGUUGCACUUAUUGAUAGACUGGAGUCCCGUGAACCAUGGUUUAAGCAGCUCCCGACUCACGCGAUUGUCACCUCUUGCGUGAAUUUCGACCUCGUGGAAUUUAAAUGUGUAACCGAAUCUCGUCGAAUGAGCCGCAACUUGAGAGCUAGCGUAAUUUCCCUGCAUUGUUGCGGCGUGUUCGGCCAUUCGCGUUCGGAGCUGUCUUCCGGUUUCUCCGACGUAGUUGAUUUGUCCGCAACUGCACCAGAUCCGAUAAACGACUCAAGACGUUUCUUGUCGUGGCAGUGGGCCUUUUAGUUUCACUAACUGACGCCUGAUGGUUGCCUCCGGUCUGUGCGCAACUCCGACUCCGAAGCGUCAGGUUAAUAAAGCUCCUGUCCCAGCGAUCUUCUCUCCUUCUUCAAGACUGCUCUCUAGGAAUCAUCUCUUAUAGACUCCUUUUUGUUUAUAUUGGCAAAGUCAGACAAUAGCAUACUGUUUUCUAUAGGAAGGGCGACAGUAAUAGUCCUGUCAUCGAUAUUUUUGUCAUUCCAAUUACUGCCAUAAUAAGUGACUGGGCAGCUCUCAUGAACGCAUGAGAGUUUGAAUGACCGUUCACAAAGUGAACGACGUGUGCCGUGCCUGUAGUAUGGUGGUUAUGUUGUGCUUUUGCCGUCUGAACCUAAUCCUCACACGCGAGAUUACCGGAAGGAUGAAGUGGAAGCAGACUGCCAGUUAGCAAAAGCAACUACUUAAAUUAACAAAUGAUGAGAACCGAAUAUUCAACUUCACUGAGAAAAUAGAAUACAGGGGCUCCUGUAAUACGGGAGGGAUGUUCAUGUAAGUUUUAUCAGUAGGGCAGAUAGACGCGGUAAUCAAUGGAAUCUGUAAAAGACAUCGAGAAAACUCGCAUUCCUGUUACAUGUUUAUUUCAUCUACCCAAUGAGCUGCCGGAACAGGCUGCGCGUAAACGGGAGAAAAACGAUAGCCCAAGAAGACCAAAUUGAGCAAGAUGAUAUGCGACGAGCAAAAUUAAUCCUGACUUCCCUUCUAACCCCUACCUUUAACCUGGCCUUAACCCUGGCCCAUGCCUACUUAAAUGCCUACUUAAAUGCAAUAAGUAAGCGUGUUGUCGUAAUAAGAAAUAGGGGCUGGAUAUUCGAUCGUUGCCGAACGAAGUAGCCAAAAAAUCUCGAUAAUUUGUCCUUGGGUUUCUUAAAAUUGCAUCCCAAUGAGUCCUGUUAGAUUUAACCUGAUGAAUGUCCUAACCCCUAAACAACUUACAACUCGCCCUGUAAAGUUUACUGUAUAUAAACACAGAAUCUGACGUAGUUAAACUUUAUCAUCAUCUGAAAUCUGUCUUUUUAAUGUAAGUACUAUUGGAUAUUUCCUUGGCCGUAGUAAUGAGCAUACUUUAAUUCCUCCUCGAUUUCCUAAAUUUCCAGCUAAUCCAUUGAGAUCUUGUUACAAUAACACCAUAAGACGACAACUUUAGGCAAAAAAAUUAAAAAUGGUCAUAGAUGAUUGAGACAAUUUAAAUAAUAUUCUUGUAUGUCUGAUGACAAUCGCCUGCCCACUUGCUUACACAGAUUGAGGAGAAGGAGACAACGAAGCCUCGGGAUCUCAGCGACCCAGCUGCUGAGGUCACGGAUACACACACCAGGACGGGGACCACACCCGACGCCACUGCAUCGGCAGCAACAGAGGCUGACACGGUUCCCAGACCCUUCCCUAGAUUCAGGGCCUCCGUUGUGCCGCCCUCCCCGACGCAUAACCAUAGCACGUCCUCCGACCAUCAGACGCCGUCAAGCCCCCGCGCCCCCACCGGGACAGCAGAACUUCUCCUUCCAAACUCACCGGCCCUUGAGACGGAUCCCGUGUUGAUGUCUCGGGUCGAGCGCUCCUUCAGCGUGUCACAGGGCACAACGUCAACUCCUCGACAGUCCGCAGGAUCACUCCAUUCGUUGUCAAAAGAGGCGACAGCUGCCAAGGGUAGAUCGUCGCAGGACUACUUUACGCCUCUUCCGCAGGCGCACAUACCCAUCUGCGGCAUUGUGGCCGGCGGCGACAAGUGGACGCUGCAUCAGGUGUAUGCCUCUGUACACGCCAACAACUGUCCCAUCGUGGUUGUUAGGGUAGGUGAGACCCCGGGAAUCUGUGAAGACUCACGAUAAGCUUGUAAGUAGAAAAAAGACUUGCGUGCACUAAAACUCCAUCUACUGUGAGGCGCGAAUCCCGGUUGUCAGUUCGGGUGGCGGCUGGACGAUGACUUGAAGGUGAAUCAGUGUAUGGUUGUGGCAGACUUGCGCAGCGCCUCCCACACCCGCCUGGGCUCGGUGGAAGGACAGAGUCGGGACUAUUGGAGGCGGCCUCGCGCGCAGCGACUGACAAAACUAACCAGUCCGUCUGCGCAGGUCGCACAUGAUCUAGUCCCAACACAAUUAACCAGGUAGCCACAGAAUCAAGAAGUAGUCGGCUCGUAUCCCGUCUGAGUGGGAGAGCCAUAAAGGGGCCAUUGAGCCUGACUCUCAGUCCUCGGACCAGUUAUCUCAUUUGCACAAACAGCAUUGACCAGGAAGACCGAGAAACCCCCGUGAGGUGUCAGUCUUCCAAGUCAGAGCUUUUAGCUCGCAGUGAUAAAUUCAAACGCGUCGGCUUUAUUUUAGAUAAGAAUGUACUGAGUUGAUGUCGUGAUGGUGUCCCCAAGUCUCAGUAGCAAGGAUAAAGCAUGCGACCGGAGUGAGAAAAAGGUAAUUAAGUUCCGCAAGUGAUUUACUCACCAUGUAAACAACUUUUUCUACACAAAAUAAUUCUUGCUGCUAUGCCAGUGAUAUGCUAAAGAGGGUUGAUUGUGCUGUCAAACGCAGAGGUAGAGAGGUACAGUAGAUGGACUAGCUCAUGAAAUGUCGACCGAAAUUCAGAAAUACGUUUUCGUUUAGAAAAAAUCAAUUAAGUAGAGUUGUAAAACUAAUCUUCCUGCAAAGUAAUUCUAUAAUAAUUCAGUAAUCUCAGAAUGCUGGCUUUUGAACGAACUCAUUUCCAGCUGCAUGCGAAAACCAGACGCUGUAAAAAUGACUACUUACGUAGCAUGCAGUUUUUCUCACUGAUUUUCAAUACCCUUAAAGUUCAAUUAUAUUUCAUAGAAAACAUGCAUAAAAUUACUUAUUUUUUGCUCAUCUGGUAGGAACUUACGUCUUCUUUCAAUUUUAUACUCGAAGGAAGUACGUCAUUCGGUCUCAAAAAAGUUUCUUAUUGUGAAACUUUAAAUAUCUUGAAAUGACUGUUCAUGAACUGUCAUGUCUGCAUUUACCAAUGUGACUUGCAAAGUUAACAAGAUGGCUCAAACCCACUGCUAAAUUUUAUGAACUCCAUAUAAUCUCCUCUUAAUAACGUAGAGAAAUGUAUGGUUUUCCGUAUGCGGAAAUAGAUGGUUUGUAGUUUGGAAACCCUGGAUGCGAGUAGAACGGCAGGUCGAGUUCAAAAUUAUUCAGAAAUUGGAAAAGUUUAGGAAAAUCAACUUAUGCCUACUAAGGAAUUGCGUGUUGGAGUGCAGAACAAUGGGUCUAUGUAGACAUUUUUGCAGCACCACGUUCACGGGAAGUUUAGUUCAAAAAAUGUCAUCCUGCCGGGGUUUGAGCAGUUGACUUCCGCGUAUUAUUUUACCGUCGAAAAAGUUCCUUUACAGUUUUUGAAUUUAUUCUCAUUUUCUCUUGGUAAGAUGUGGCUAUGUAGCCCCACCUGAUGGAUGCAACUCUGUUGGGGUUGGAGUUAGGAGUUAGAACUAGCAGUUAGAGUUAGGGGUUAGGGGUUGUGGUUAGGGUUAGGGGUUUAGCGUUCGGAUUAGGGGUCAGGGAACUAUUUCUCAACCACUCAAAGUACAGCUGCGCAUUCCCAAUAGCUUUUCUUUUGCAUACAACUGCUUGAUCUCGUCGCUUUUGCGGUCCCCGGCUGCACGUGUAAAAACCCUUAUUAUCAUCAGUCCCGUAUUACAGGUGGCUAGGGUUUGUUUACUUCAGGUGGUGCUACAUAACCACAUCUGACUUUUCUCUUUCACGCUUUUUUAACUCCUCGUUCUGAGGCCCUACACGUAUAACCCGCUAUUGCAGUAUUCUCGUAAGACCCCGUCAUAUACAGUGAGAGACCGAUCUGAUUAAAUAUUGACCGAAUUUAUGAUAUGUGUUUUGAUUAGGGAGGCGGAGUUCCUAUAUUCGUUAUCACGCGACUUAAUCCUAUAAUAUUUCGGACUUGCCAGGAUGUUGGCUUUUGAAUGCACUUCUUUUCGACCUGCUACAGAAACCGCACUCGGUAAAAAAACUAUUACUUAAUUAGCAUGAAAUUUUCUCAUUGAUUUUCGAUAAAGUUAUAAAUCCAAAUAUAUUUUAUAGAAAGCAUGCACGAAAAUAUUCUUCUUUAUUAGUUUGAUAGAAAAUCACGUUGCCUUUUCGUCUCAUGCCAGAAGAAAGGGUUUAUUUAGGUCUUACAAAAGUUUCUUAGUGUGAGGUCUUUUAAGACCUACGAUGUCCAUUCACACAGCAUCGUGCCUGUCCGCUUAAAAAUGCUCCUCACGAAAUGUACAACAUAGUCCGCAUUCAUUGCGAAAUUUUAUGAUCUCCAUAUGGUAUAUUUUUAAAGACAGAGUGAAAUGUGCGAUUUUUCUUACGCGAAAAGGAUGCACCUUGUGGACUGAAGUCGCUAAGCGCUAGUGCAAAGGCUUAUCGAGUUUAUAAUUGUUCCUGAAUCAAGAAACUUUGUCUGCCAAACGAGGAAAAGAAAGCAUAUUUUCGUGCAUGUUUUCUGUAAAAUAUAUCUUAAUUUAUAACAAGAUCGAAAAUCAAUGUGAAAGUUUCAUGCUAAUUAAGUAAUCAUUUUUUACUGAGUGCGGUUUCUGUAGAAGGUAAAAAAGAAUUACAUUCAAAAGCAAACAUCCUGGCAAGCUCGAAAUAUCAUAGGAGUUUGUCGCAUAAUAAUAAAUAUCACAACCCCACUUAAGUAAGCCUUCCUAAUCGAAAACGCAUUCCAUAAAUUCGGUCAACACUGUACUUUGGCCUUGCCGUCCCAGUUAACCAACGCGUAGUGGCGUGUUGGUUUUUAGGUGGAGAUACCUUUCCACAGUCAUGUAAAACAUUUUCGAUUAAAAUUAUCGUCCAUGCACCAUACAUUUGCUACAAUGAGAGUGUUAUACCACGGGCACCUACGGGAGAAUUUACAGCUUGUACGGAACGAAAGAGUUUAAUGUGAGGCAGAAGUGGAUCCGCGACUGUUUGGACUCGGCUCGGACGAAAAGGCCUUGACGGCCGCGGCCUUCCCCAACACCUUCCGACUUUCCUCUGUUUCAGCGACCUAUACACGUUUAAUUUUGCUUUUAGACAGAACUGGCAGUAAGGGUAGUCUGCCUCAGUCAAUUUGCAGGAAAUCGACUCAGCGUUCAAAAUAAUUUUCAAGAAUGUAAAAUUAUAUUUAAUCUAAAAAGAUCACGAUUUACAGUCAGUGAACAGUCUCAUCUAGUGUUAGCCGAAAUUCUGAAGUGUUUUUCGAUUAGAAAGGAUCGUUUCGAUGGAGCCGUGAUAGUGAUCAUCUUGCAGCAAAAUCCCACGAUAUUUCAUUCACUUCAGGAUACAUACUUUUGAAUUAGCUCCCUUUCGACCGGCCUCAAAAUUCACGUUCGGUUAAAAACGAGUAAUUAAUUAGCACGAAAUUUUCUCACGAUUUUGAAUAACCAUAUAAAUUCAAAUAUACUUUAUGGAGAAUAUGCCAAAAAUGUCCCUUCUUGCACUCAUUUAGUAGCCGAUCAUAUUUUUCUCAAGUUAUAUGCCUGAACAUAGGUUAUAUUUAAAUUUUAAAAUUUUUUCGAUUCCUGAAUAAUUUUGCAUCUGAACUGUCGUUGUAUUAAUGUCUAGGAUUUACAGUCCACAAGCUGUAUACUUUUUAUGUAAGGAAAACCGUAUAUCCCUCUAUAACACUAAGAAUAUGCUAAUUUCGGCUCAUAACUUUUUGUAACAGACAUGAGCUACGUUGCGUACUUCAUAGGGCACAUUACUGAACGGGCAGAUACGAUGCUAUUUAAAUGGGAAUUUCAUAGUCCUAAAAACCUCAUGGUUUCGAACAUUUUUAAAAAUUUAAAGACUACAAUUAUUCGAGUAUAAAGCCAGAAGAAGACGUGAUUUUAUACUAAAUGAGCAAACUGAUGGAUGUUUUUGUUUACUUUUAUACAAAGUGCAUUUGAAUCCAUAGGGGCAUUCGAAAUCCGGGAAAUGGUGCACACUACUUAGGUUGUCGCCUUAUAUCGAACAUGGCUUCUGUAUGUAAGCUGAAAGUAGCUCCCUCAAAAACCUGCAUCCUGACUUGACAUAAAUAUGAUCAAUAUUACAGCUCAACUUAAGUACUCGUUCCUAGUCGAAAACGCAUUUCAACAUUUAGGUUAACGCUUCAUAAGACCAGUCACUGACUGUGGGUACUUCUCGAACCGUUGAUUGGACAGAGGUAUACGUUAGUAGAUGCAGUCGUGUAGACUGUACUUAUAAAGUCGGCCACUUCCUCCCGACUUGGAAACGGGUCGUAUUCUUUGCGGUUUAUUGGGUGUGCCUCAAACACCACUAUCAGCAAGACCAGUUCCGCUUGACGGGAAAAAAUCAGAAGAUACCAUAAAGAGACAGCCAUUCUGUACAGAAUCCUGAGCUGUUGUCUCAAGCAGCAGCAGUGGCCAUUGGCGAGGUCAGGGCGUAUGCUGGCGGCAUUAAGUCACGCCCAAGAAAAAGCCAGUCGGCUGUUUUUAUGGUUUUGAAGGAGCAGAUUUAUGGGUCUGUCGGAAUUCAUCAGGCAAGGACGGCUGUGGUCGUAGGAACGCGAUGGGGUGUGUGUGUCCCUAUGACAAUCGGUCGGACUGUAGGGUCAGCGUGUGUCUGGAGACGCGCCUUGGGAAACUGAGUACUGUUGACGUCGUAGAAUGCUGAAUAAAGAUUACAGAUCUUGCACUAAUGCUAAUCAGCCAUAAUAUCCCCCACAAAUGUUGAUGGCAAGAUACGGCAAUAGGAAUCACCCGUAAUACAGGCGGCUUUAGGCUAAACUCCGAAAAGGGUAACUAUUCCCACGUCCCAACUCUAGGCUUAGAGUUCACGCUAAUCUUAGCCCCAACUCACCCGCGGUUCCAAUCGUAAUAUUCCUGGAACCUAGCGCAAGACCACUCUGUAUUUCUGGGGGGUCUUCUUCUUGUUUUAUAUCAUAUCGAACUUCGAAAUGACGAAACAGUCAAAAAUUAACACCAGAGAACCCAGUCUCCUCACAAGAUUUUCCACAAAGUUCAAAAAUGGCAUUUUUUCCUGGUGGACUAGAACUGCUACUUCCCUUGUGGGCUGGAGUGAUAAUCUCGAUCUUAGAGAGGGAUGUGAAAAUUAAGGGGGGGGUUUGAAACUCCGGUCGGAUUUAAACGAUAAUUCAGACUAUAAUAUCCACCGGCCUUGUCCUGCAGCUAAUACGAAAUAGAAGCACUACUUUGUCUUAAUGCGGCGCCGCUGUCAAACUUGUGGAUGCGUCAUUUAGCCUGACCGUCCGUUAUGGACUCGUUUAUAGUCAGACGCCAGGGAUAAAUCGGAUAUGAAAUGCGAUGCCUUCCAAGGUCCGGUGGAUAAAAGCAUUCGCUAUGGCAUGACCAGCAAACCGUGGCCAUUGCAGCCUGGUAUGCGCUGGCAGUUUCUGACACCUGGGUUACCCUGCUGAUAGAUGUGUUUGCGCUCCCGCUGGGUAUACAGGUCAUGAGCAUGGCCGUUCCGUCAUCUUCGUCUUUCUGAUCUAUUCUAGUGCUGUUGUUGGUUAAAAACCCGGUCAAGUGUUUGCUGUGGACCAGGGAGUGUGGUGGUGCGCCUAGGUGUGGGUCCGGCCGUGCCAGCCAACUGCGCCCCCUCCCACCUCCGGUCUUCUUGACUAUGUCUUGACACCGAGCCCAGAUGUGGAAUGGUGAAAAGAGAGAGAGUGCAGCAGAUGUUGCGCAAGUCCACUCUCACUAUAAACUAGAGAUAAAUCGGAUAUGAAAUUCGAUGCAUUCCGAGGUCCGGUGUUGGAAGCCCCGCAUUCGGCAAGGUCGUCUGGGGAGCUUAUGGGAAUUCUAGGCGCUAAUCGGGAAGAUUGGUGGAGACAGUGAAUAUCUUUUCUGGCUGACUUCAUCCACCUGACUUACUCCACCCCCCUCUUCAGGCGUUGUAUGUAUGAGUUCUUCCAAAACAAAGCUGAGCCACUCUACAAUGUCUUGUGUGAGGUACUCGAACUUAAGUGAAGAAGAAGAGUCGAGCACCGGAACACUUCGUUUAUUGUCCUGAGCUUUCAGACUCGUACAGGAGUCCAUCGUCAGAGGUUGUGGCAACAACAGAACAAACGACCGUUAUAAAGCAUGUAGGCCAAUCAUCGACCGACGGCGCAAGACUGGAGGUGACUACGCAGGGCUCUGUACACCGGCGCCAAAUCGAUUUGCUGAGUUCUCAUCCGAGGCCCAGGCUUCAGCCAAUUCUUGGCCUAUUUUGUUUCCGGCGUAGGCAACUAUUUUGGUGGCUGCGAAGUUAAACUCGUGACCCAUUUCGUAGGUCUGGGCAGCCACUUGUGAUAGUGCGUCGUCUCGCCGCACACCCAGUCCAUAUUUGUGUAUGCGCGAUCCGAGCAUGCGUCCAGUCUGUCCUGUGUAGUUACAAGGACAAUUUUGACACGGAAUGCGAUACACUACCCCAGAUUGCUCUUCAGGUUUUAACCGGUCUUUGAUUUUCAUGACCCUAUUGCGCAUAGUGGCUUUGGGGCGGUUUGCAACUCCAACACGUAGCUCCGCAGCAAUGCGCUCGGUCGCUUCUGAAACGCCCUUGAUGUAUGGCAGAGAAUGCCAUAUCGUCGGUGGUGUUGAUGUUUGAGUCCUCUAAUGGCGACCGCGUAGGCAGCGACUUAUGAAUGCCCUCCUGUAGCCAUUCUGCACAAACUGGUCGCGGAAAUAACGAGUCUCACGUGCUACUACCUCCGACGAUGAACCCCUGUACGAGUCUGAAAGCUCAGGACAAUAAACAAAGUGUUCGAUUGCUCGACUCCUCUUCUUCCCUUAUGCAUCCACCUGGAACACGAAAUUUCGCCUUGAUUCGUAUUUGAACUUCUUUCUGUACCACAAAGAUGAGUUUUAUUCUCUCAUAAUUCGUUGUUCUCCCCCAGGGAAACAAAGUCCUUUGCACUUAGGCUAGCACCUGGUCCUCACCGAAACAACCGCAUUUCCAAUCCUUUCAGGUCUACCCAACUUAUUCGUCUUCUGGUCUAGUUCAUGGGUUAGAGUUUUUAGAAACUAUGUCACUGUGUCUAAAGGGUCUUCAUUUUAUGACAUUUUUAAUUCAGGGCAGUGGCGGAGCCGCGAACGCAGUAGCCAAUACAACCGACUUGCACAAUUUUGUGGCAAAUUUGGGGGAAGAAAUGACGGAUGAGGAGUUCAAUUACAAGUGGGUGUUGUUUACUCCUUGCUCUUUUCUUGCCUCAAUCCAUAAUUAUUUACUUCCUUGUGGGUAUUUUUUCAGUCACUCUCAAGCUUUUGUUAGCCUUCAGUGGCUUAUGAAUGCUUUACCUGGUAGAUGAAUUGUUGGGUACGAUAGAUUUCAUCAAGACCGCUUACUGGGUUAACUGGUCUUUAAAUUUGUUGAUUCCCGUGUGCAUAGUUGUUGCGAGUUGUUUGAGUUCAAAUGACCUCAACGAAGUUUGAAAUACGGUAACUACGUGAGUGAAGGGCUUUAAGGUAUGGGAAAAUUUGCUUUGUCAUGAUCAGCGAACCGUGGCUAUCGCAGCCUGGUUUGCGCUGGCAGUUCUCUGACACCUGGUUUCCCUACCGGUAGAUGUGUUUGCGCUCCCGCUGGAUAUAUAGGUCGUUCGCAUGGUUGCCCCAUCAUCUUCGUCUUUCUGACCCGUUGUAGUGCUGUUGUUGUUGCUUAAAAACCUGGUCAAGUGUUUUCUUUGGACUAGAGGGUGUGGUGGUACGCCUAGGUGUGGGUUCGGCCGUGCCAGCCAAUUGUGCCCUCUCCCGCCUCCGGUCUUCUUGCCUUUGUCUUUACGCCGGACCCAAAUGGGGAGACUAGGAGAUACUGGACAAGCCUACUCUCAUUACGAAUUAAUUCACGUGCAAGUCACCGUGCCUGCUCUCACCUUGCUCUGUAGCACACUGUGGACAUCGAACUGUCAUGUGAGUGAGGCCAAACGACGGAUAAGGCCACACACAUGUCCAAAUAAAUAAACUCUGCGACCAGCCGUCUGAGGUCACUGCUAAGCUUCGUCAAAUGGGUUCUUUCACCACUUCCGCAGCGACAAGACAAUUCUUCAAGCAGGGCGUAAGGAGGGUUUCGGGUCAAAUUAAACCCCGGAACCUGGAAAAUAAUUGUACCUGCCGACAUAUCGAUCUCUCGCCUGCGCACAUUGCUGUGCGCAGCCACUUGUCGACCUUCGCCACCAGCUGGUUAUUAAGUGGGAUGCCUCAUAUGCGGUUACCUAUUACGCUCUUCCUGUUUGUGACGAUGACCUCCCAUAACGGCCCAAGUAGACCUGCGGUUCGGACACAUGACAAGAUUCGUUCUUCGGUAGAUAACUAUCCAACUGCUAAUGAUACGGCACUUAUCUCGUUGCUGUAAUGAGCCAGCUACAAGCACGUCUACCUGGCCGAUUCGCAUUCUUACUGUUGUUUACUUUAGGCAGACGAUGAUACGCUAAUAGUAGCUCGACACUGCAAAUCUCAGGGUAAAGUGUCAAAUAUGUUGCGCUUACUAACACAUUCAACAUGCAAAGCGGUGCUUUUUGAUAACCUUAAGAAACAGCGUGUGCUUUUAAAUUCGUUUAUUUGAACUGACGGUAAUAAUAUAUGUAUAGAUUUCAGGAUCUAAAGACGGAAAUAGACUUCCUGUUGCGUCCAGAUAACUGUUUAUGCGCCUGCUUGAGAUUGAAAGUGGUGCCAGUUUUCUGUUAUUGCACAAAUGGGCGAGCGAGCUGUGAUUCUUGCAACCCACUUCAACAGCAUUAUUUUCAAUCCUCAAAGUGAAAUUUUAUUUUGAUGUGUCAUCCUGCAGUCCGCACAAGCCGGUCAGCUUCUUUCAAAUAUUAACUCUUACUCAUACUUACGUAGUAGUACUGUCUUAAAUAGGAAUCUUGAAUGUAUGACACUUGAUUUAUGGUUAGUGUACAAGGUUUGCACAGUCUUCGGGAAACAAGUUUCAUAUUGUUAUACGCUAGCUCAGGGGGCAGUAGUCAUCGUACCUCUGGGUUUGGAACCUAUAAAUAUUAUGUGGUAUAAAUCAACUCAAUAAACCUGGAGGUGAACGAAGUCGCUUGAACUGAAAUACACAUCGAUGUGGCCUGCAAAGGUAGACGGUCUUUACCUCCCAAGCGUAGGAGAGGAGAGUUCGUGAAACAUACACGUAAAUCCUCCGCGGGGAAAUCGCUAAUGAUUGCUGUCUUCAUAUGUCCUCUUACUAGGGCACGUGCUAUGUCAACUUGAAAAGAUAUUCUUAUAAAUAAGUCUUUCUUUUCUGCAGUUACCAUGGUGGGCCUUGCUGUGCCCCCCCCUAUAUUUCGGAGGAUAAAUCUUUCUGGGUAUCCGUUUUCGUGGAGUAUAUCUCGCAGCUGCUGGAGUUCUGCCUCAACAGGCUCAGAAGAGCAGAUACUUCUCACUGUAGCUGCCAAUCCCUGGACUAAAUUGUGUUUAAUAUUUAGGGGAACAAAACUGUGAAAAUUAACGUAUUGUCCCGUCCAGGUUUUUUUUCGGACUACCCCACGCAGGAUAGAUCCAUGCUCUUGUCCGUGCAGAAGAACAUCGAAGAACUCGAUUUCGUUGUCUGCCCCAAGCUGAAACAGUCUCUUCAAGGCGCCCCCUAGCUAGAAAUUUUUAAACGAAGAGCUAUGUAACUAUGUGUUUUAGCUCUCACAAGUACGCGGAUUCCUGCAGGAUCAUCUUGAAUAUGAACCAAUUCGUUUGUUUCCCCCACCAAAAGCACUCGGCUUUCGUGGGCGCCGAGAUGUCGCUGAUGAUGAUCGCUACUGCGGAAACUAAUUUUCUUUGAUAGGACUGGUUGACGAGGUCAAAAAUUCUGUAACAGAAUUUUAAUACACUAGUGAGCAUUUUUAAUCCAUUUGAGGGAAACAGACGAGCACACAGGUUGCUAUUAACUGUGGCUUCUGACUUUACCUCAACUACCUGUUUUGAGUCUGUUCAGCGUCCGUUCAACUGAUUGGUUGUUAUCUCUACUUCUGCCCUCAAGGAUUGCCAGCAUUUUGAGAGAGGUGGAUGAGGAGGCGCAGGGGGCUUUCUACAUGCGACAGACGAAGUCUGUUACUGUGGAACCGGCAACUCCGCAUUCCGCCUCACGUCUUAACAGUCCACACGCCUCCAGGCGCUCCUCUCGAGUCUCCCUCAAACUGCCCACUCAUCAGCCGCCACCCAAGCCAGCACCACUCAACGUGGAGGAAUUUCAGGGGGAGGUAAUGAUUCUGCGACGGUUGACGGAGGACUAUGGUCAUCUGGUCUCUAUUUUUGACAGUGAUGACGCAGACAUGGACAGCUACAUUAUUUCCGCCCUUCUUAGCAGUGGUAGGUCUGAAACUCCCCUUUAUUGA
Messenger RNA from Spirometra erinaceieuropaei, 30536 nucleotides. NCBI's taxonomy places the organism in Eukaryota, Metazoa, Platyhelminthes, Cestoda, Diphyllobothriidea, Diphyllobothriidae. The record is from the annotation of a GenBank genome assembly.